AUGAGCCAUGGUCAUGAUCCUGGCCGUUAUUACAGAGGUCAUCGUUCAAGGUCGUUCUUUGCGCACGAUGUUGACGAAUUGGUGGAAAUCCGGGCACGGCAGAGGACCUUUGACGGAGCUUAUGCGAGGAGUGCCCUAGGCACCCUUGGUUAUGCCUUGGCCAUCUUGCGUCUCUUCGACAGGCGUUUCUACCGAAUCGGCAUCCUUUACACCGUCCUAGCCGGCGCGCUCUUUGUGAUCGCGUUCUUCCGAUACCGCCAUUCCCGCCAUGAUUUCGCUGACAAGCACAAAAACGUCUCGUACGACAACGCGAUCAGCACGAUCGGACAGAAAGGCGGUCGGUCAUUCGGGCGUCCUUUCGUCACCGCAGGAUGGAGCGUUUUGACAGUAACCAUUGUCGUUGCUGUGGUUGAGAUUGGAUUGAUGGUGCUGAUAUUUGUGGUCGUGUAA
Molecule: messenger RNA, 450 nt
Organism: Sparassis crispa
Lineage: Eukaryota; Fungi; Basidiomycota; Agaricomycetes; Polyporales; Sparassidaceae
Exons: 4
Coding region: 1-450 (149 amino acids)
Source: RefSeq, a predicted model, not a curated record